AUGUUCAAUCGCCGAAGGUACAACCGUAAACCUGGAAGACGUAAAGCGUUUAGGCCGCGGAUUCGUAGGAAAGGGGUAAUUCUUCGGCCCACUGAUGAGCCACCUCCACCCAAAAUCGAGUUUGAUGCCUCUGGAGCUGUACCUUAUCUAUGGCAGUACUGGCCCCAGGCUGAACCUGAAAAAGCUGUUCAGGAAUAUAAAAAGCUUCCUUCUUUGAGGUAUAUUUGUUCACGAGUAUUGGCAGAAAAUGCAGAUGCUUUGGAACCUUCUUACUUGACAACUUGUUCGUGGACUUCGUGCUGGAAACAUGUGUGGAGGGUGAUCUGCCAGCUUAACCUAGAUCUGCCACAUGUGUUUCGAAUGUUUGCUAAACAUUUCGGCUCAAACUAUGAUUUUAAGUGCCACCAUGUUGAUCUUCGGGAAGAAGAGCGUUCAAAGGCUAUCAUGUCAUUACUACUAUCUACCCGCAGACAUAGGAUCGAUAAUGUGUUUUCCAAUAUUUCCUACAACGAGUUUGUGUGCUUUGUCUCGGGAGUUGAUGCACAUGUCAUAUUGGAUUGUUCUUCAAUGAAGCCUAUGAGGAAAGAGCAGGUCUUGAACCUCUGCAAAGCACCGAACCUAGCUGGCUUGGAUAUCUCGUCCAACGAAUGGGUUGACGACCAAUUUCUUUACACUUUGGGUCGGGCAAUCUCAUCCAAAAAUUCUUCCAAGAUGAAGCUACUACGAAUUGUCAAUUGCCUGAAUAUUACUCAGGAUGGGCUUCGUCGUUUUUUACAGGAUACGCUGACUUCACUUACCUUCCUUUCAACUGAUAUUAUGGCUUCCAAGGAAUCCAACUUCGCAGAUAGACUAAAUGGCGCCACAGAAACACCCAUAGGAGGUACUCAGUGGCGGCUUUUACAUAGUGGUUAUUACAAUUUCGAUCGUCUUGUCAGGUACAAGUUGAUCGCGAUGGCUCUAUAUCUUCUGAGGAACAGUGACCUUGUCAAUAUUCCUUCCAAUUCGCUUAUUUGGGAUAUUAGACUUUUCCCAGACAUGAUUGAUUCACGAAACCCCAUGGAGUUAUAUCGUAAACUUAAGGGAUCUUGGGCUAAGCGUGAGUCGUCUUCUGUUGGGCGAAACCCGUAUCUUUAUAUUAGGUCCGAAACAUCUGCAAAAGCCCCAAUCGAAAAGGUCGAAGAGACCAGAGUCAAGGAAGAGCCUAAAGAAAGUGAUUCGCUACUCACUGAACGGGUACCAAAAAGGAAACCCAAAAUUAAGAUGAAGAAUGCAGAUGCAUUAUUUGGAAUCAAAUAG
Messenger RNA from Candidozyma haemuli, 1296 nucleotides. RefSeq lists its product as uncharacterized. NCBI's taxonomy places the organism in Eukaryota, Fungi, Ascomycota, Pichiomycetes, Serinales, Metschnikowiaceae. The transcript has a single exon. The coding region runs from base 1 to 1296 and encodes 431 amino acids. The record is from RefSeq and is a predicted model, not a curated record.